This is a messenger RNA of Suillus fuscotomentosus, 2168 nucleotides long. RefSeq names its product cytochrome P450. The transcript has 14 exons. The record is from RefSeq and is a predicted model, not a curated record. The coding region runs from base 300 to 2057 and encodes 585 amino acids. Gene Ontology annotation, molecular function: oxidoreductase activity, acting on paired donors, with incorporation or reduction of molecular oxygen; iron ion binding; heme binding. Lineage: Eukaryota; Fungi; Basidiomycota; Agaricomycetes; Boletales; Suillaceae.
GUCAGGGACCAUACUAGACCCCGCAAACUGUGUUGGAGAAAGGCACGAUGCUGUUAUCGUCUUAUGUAAUUACAACAGGUGCCGGUUGGCAAACAGCAUGCUUUGUUUUGCCACGGCGAAUGGCAGAAUUCUGCCAUUAUGCCACCAGUUGGCAGGGCAGGGACACAAUGUGGCAGAACUCCUGCAUUCUGCCAGCAGAAAUAGUUCUGCCCUAGGUACCGGCGGUGCACCGGUGAACUUGGACUUUUUGUUCAUGUGAUGACGUUUACCGAGCGGUGGUCGAGGUCUUUCCACUUCGGAUGCAAUGGACGCGUUCUGGGAUUAGUGUUUUCUACCUCGAUCUACUCGGACCUACACCACGAUCAGCUCUAUUUUCGACUGCUAACAGAGUGCUAUGCCCUCUUAUCGAGCGUUGUCACCCUCAUGAUGGUGUCCUUGCUCCGUCAUACAUCACGCGUUCCAAGUCACCGGUCAUCACGUACCUCAAACGGAACGCUCGUUUAAGCGCUCACUUUGUGUCAUUAACACUUGCUAUGUUAGACCUUCUCACGAGUCACAGUGCGCUUGGACUAGUUUCUGCCGCCUUUGCCAUCAGCUUGGUACUCAGAAGUUACUUUGCCAAACCGAAGCUGCCUCACACUUUACUCCCAUUCCUAGGUAGUGCACUGGCAGUUGAUGUGACCGCCCCUUGGCUAACCUACAAGGCAUGGGGCAAUCAAUACGGUGACGUGGUAUAUACUCGGCUUUUUGGUCAGGACAAUAUCAUUAUCAACUCUGAGCGGGUUGCAAGAGACCUCCUUGAGCAUCGCUCACAUAAUUACUCCGACCGACCAGAAAUCGCAACCAAUGAAUUAUUUGGCGUCGACUAUACUACCGCCUUUAUGCGAUAUGGUAGUAGAUGGCGCCUUCAGCGGAAAAUUUUACAUCAGUCCUUCCGACAAGACGCAGUCCCCACUUUUCAGCCCAUGCAAGUAGCCAAAAGCCAUGACCUUUUAUUAAACCUCCUCGAGGAUCCUUUGAACUACCCGGAACAUCUUGAAGCCCAUUCAGGUUCAGUCAUCAUGUCCGCCGUGUAUUCGUAUAAUGCAGCACGACGUCAUGAUCACAUGAUUGAGCGCGCAACCAUGGCUCUGGAUCUCAUGUUGAAAGAGUUGAGACCAGAGGUAGCUGCCGUUUUUAGUGCUUAUCCUUUCCUUCUCCGCCUCCCCUCUUGGCUGCCUGGCAUGCGUCUCAAGAGAAUUUCACCUUUAGCCAAGGAAUUGGCCGUGGAAAACUUGGAAAGGCCAUUUGCGCACACAGAGCGUGGUCUGGCUAUGGGAUCCGUUUCUCCUUGCAUGGUCGCUAAACAUUUGGCGGAACUUGAUGACGGCCACGUCGAUUCUGCCUGGCAGAAGAAAGCAAUACAGGAAUCCGCAGCAACCGCUUUUGGAGCUGCUGUGUUGAUGAAUUUCAUGCUGGUCAUGAUUCUCCACCCAGAUGUACAACAGAAAGCGCAAAAACUUGUUGAUAGUGUGGUUGGCCCAAAGAGACUACCCACAUUCCACGAUCGUCCAUCCUUGCCCUACAUUGACGCCAUUUUACGGGAGUGCUUGCGGUGGCACCCAGUUUUCCCUCUUGCAAUCAUGCAUGCUGCUGUCGAAAGCGACAUUUACGAAGGUUAUUACAUACCCAAAGGUGCUACAGUCACCCCGAAUGUUUGGGCAAUGUGCCACAACGAAGAUAAAUAUGCAAAUGCGUCCGAAUUCAAUCCUGACCGUUUCCUGAACCCAGAUGGCACUCUGACAGACGAUACUGUGGGUUUCGUGUGGGGAUUUGGGCGACGGAUAUGCCCUGGUCGUCAUCUCGCCGAAGCUUCUAUAUGGUCUGGCAUGGUCUGUUUGCUUGCAGUUUUCAAUUUUUCCAGGGCCAAAGACGAGACUGGUAAAGCGAUUGAGAUUGAGCCACGCUGGAAUCCAGGGCUUACUGUGCGCCCUUUGCCAUUCCCUUGCAGUAUCACUCCGAGGAAUGCGGAUAUGGAUAUCACGGCCUUGCAGCAUUUGAUCAGGGUAUCUGUUUAGUCUGUAUCGAUGAAUAAUGUUGUAUUAUUGGUGUAGUAGCGAGUCCUCAAUUGGUGCUGAAUUUAUUUUUUUCCUCGACACCCACUCAAGUGGGAGGCUCUGUCCCAUUAA